UUAUUUCUAAAGCAUUGAAUUCUUAGUCUGUUUUGCUGAUUCAGACAAGAUGGAUAGCGGAGGAGCUUAUGGAUGUGGAAAAGCAGGAGCUCCUUUCGAUCCAAUUGUGUUCAUUAAAAGACCACAAAUAAUUAUUCGUGCGUUAUGCCUGCUAUUUGCAAUAAUUGUAUUUGGCUGUAUUAGCAAUAAAGGGUAUUUAAUCGAUUCGGAAGGAAAAGAAAAGUGUCUAUACAACAAUGACGCAAAUGCUUGUAAUUAUGGAGUUGGCAUCGGUAUACUGGCAUUUCUAGGGAGCAUAGGCUUUUUAGUAGGGGAAUAUUUAUUUGAACAAAUGUCUUCUGUAAAAACACGAAAGCAUUAUGUGUUAAUGGAUCUCGGAUUUUCUGGUCUGUGGGCAUUCCUGUACUUUGUAGGAUUUUGUUAUUUGACGAAUGCAUGGAAUAAAUCAAAUCCUCCACCGAACGGAGAUGGUGUUAAUAGUGUACAAGGAGCUAUUGCAUUUUCGUUUUUCUCAAUUUUUACAUGGGUUGGCUGUGCGUGGUUUGCUUUUCAAAGGUAUAAGCAAGGGUCUAAUGCAGCUUUUGCUCCCACCUAUGAAGCGGAUCCGAUAGGAGACACAGGAUACGCAAGUUAUCCUGAUGCCACUGAUAUUACUUAUCAGGAUCCACCUUUCGCUCAACAACAGCGUGGCAUUAGCGAUUUUCAAGCUCCUGCGUAUUAAGGAACGUGAAAAAUUUUUAAUUAAGUUUACGUAUAUUAUGGGUGAAUUUUCAGAUACUAAGCACUUUCGUUCCAUUGCUGAAUAAUUUGAGAAACCAAUUAGGCAAUCAAUAAAAUUUUUUAAUGUUUUUUAUGUAAUUUAAAAAUUACAUUAUUAAAUUAUUAUUAAUAAUUAUUUGUUAAAAUCCUAUAGUUGGUUUGUGUUCUCGUAGAAGAGCAACAAUUAACUUAUUAUCCAUAUAUUAAAAAAUCGUACGUACGAUUUAAAAAAAGUUUUAUAUGCUUAAACCAAGAUUCCGUAUGCCAACUCCUAAGCUGGUAUAUGGAAUCUUGAAUUUUUAGUAUUACAUUCUCUACUGUAAUACUAAAUUAUAAAGAGGUUGUAUACUGACAACAUUUGUACUACUUAGAAUGUUGAAAUCCGAAAUCGGUCUGAUACUGAUCUGGUAUCAGAACCCUACUUGGGUUCAUGUAUGCGAGUGUGAAUUAAGAAAAUAUUGAAAAUGUCCAAAGAUCAUACGUUUGCGCAUGCACUGUAUAAAGUAUUAAAGGAAUUUUUACUAUUUGAAAGAGGGAACGAUUAUUACCCACUUUAAUGAGUCACUUUUACUUAAACAAAUGAUUUUUCAUAUUAAAAAUGUCAAUAUUUCUUGGUUUGGUAAAAUAAUUCCCAUCUUCUAGAUAAUUGCUAUUUUAAACAUGAUAAGUUUACGUUCGGCAAUGAGAAUUUUCACAUCUGCUAUAAUUUCUUAGUCAUUAGUCAUUGUCAUUAUGCUACAUUGAAAGUGGGUACUAUUAUUAUCUACAUUACUUACCUUAUAUUACUACCUUACUUACCUACUAUUACCUACCUCAAAAUCAUCGGAGAUUUGACAAUUAUUUAAAAUGGGAAAAUAACAAAAUUUUAUGUUUUUCAUUUUAGAUUCUGUAUUUUUGCCGCAUUAUAAGAACUGCUAUUACCAACGAUUUUGUAGAUUGAAAUCUCUAUUAGAGAUAGUAAAAAAAAAUCAAGAAAAUUCCGUUAUGACUUUUUACAGUGAGAUGAAUAUCGUUUAAAAGUGAAUUUAUUAUACUUUUGCAAGAUAAAAGAGAUGUUUCCAUUAACGAAAACACUUAAAUUUUAGUCCUAUAAUAUUUUCUUAUUUCACACUCGUAUACAAUACAAAACGAUUAUUAUUUCGUUGGCAAAAUUAAUUUGACAAACAGAGAAGUUGGCAAAAAAAUUAUUAUAAGUUAAUUUGUUUUUUUCAGGAGCGUAAGCAAAAAAUUUUUAGAAAAGAUUUUAUGUAUACUUAGAUUUCUCAAAAAAAUUCAAAAUUUCACGGGGGUGGACGUUUAAACCCCAAAACCCCACUAUGUUUCUUGGGGGGUUAUGUAAAUGUGCCCCCUGGAUCCGUGACAGAAACUGUAAUACAAUAAUAAAUUUCUUUUCGCUAUUUUCAUUUAAGAAAAUGUACUUUUAAUGGCGAAAAUAUUCAACGGCUUCACAGAUUAUAUUGAUUUUUGUGAGAAAAAUUUCUAUUUUUUAUAUAUCUUCACUGGAAAAAAAUUUUUACUGAGGAAAGACUUUUGGCUUGAGUCUGGUUAAGGCGCACCGUGCUUGUUGAAUAUCCGCUAACAGUAAUGGUCCAAUAAAGAUAUUGGUUUUCAAUAUUGCUUAUUAA
Messenger RNA from Leptopilina boulardi, 2384 nucleotides. It is a transcript of the gene Syngr, whose product is annotated as synaptogyrin. Bases 50 to 721 code for a protein of 223 amino acids. Lineage: Eukaryota; Metazoa; Arthropoda; Insecta; Hymenoptera; Figitidae. The transcript is spliced from 4 exons. The record is from RefSeq and is a predicted model, not a curated record. Gene Ontology annotation, cellular component: synaptic vesicle membrane; neuromuscular junction.